AUGCCCUCCCCCAGAACUUUAAAAGAGGCACAAGCACUGAGUGGGCGUUUAGUGGCUAUAAACAGGUUCUUGGCAAGACACGCCGAGAGAUCUUUGCCAUUCAUAAAAACAUUGAAAGACUGUCUCAACAAGAAAAACUUCAAAUGGACCAGUGAAGCAGAAGAAGCCUUGCAAGACAUGAAGCGGUUCAUUGAAAAGUUACCUACGUUGACAACACCAUACCUGGAGGAACUUUUGAAGAUGUACCUGGUGGCAGCCCACAAGGCUGUAAGCGUGGUACUCAUGGUCGAAAGGGAUGGCAAACAAACGCCCAUAUACUAUAUUAGUCGGGUACUAGCGGGACCUGAAACGCGGUACCCAACACUGGAAAAACUGGUACUUGCACUAAUACACGCCACUCUGCAUCUUCGAAGAUACUUCCAAGGGCAUCGCAUGCAAAUCUUAACAAACUAUCCCCUGCAACAAAUUUUACACAUGCCAAAAAUCUCUGGAAGGUUAGCUAAAUGGGCAAUUGAGUUAGGAGCCCUAGACAUUGAAUAUCGAAAACGAACAGCAAUCAAGGGGCAGGUAAUCUCCGACUUCUUAGCUGAAAUUCCUGAUGGAGAAGUAAUACAAGACCCCGUGGUCAAUGACAUACCCGAAUCUAGCACAGCCAGGCAAACCUGGAAGUUAUACACAGACGGGUCUUCCAGUGGAAAAGGAGCCGGAGCGGGCCUCAUGCUAAUAAGUCCGGAUGAAAUAAAAUUGAUGUACGCCAUGCGGUUUGACUUUGAAUGCUCCAACAACGAAGCAGAUUAUGAAGCGCUGUUAGCGGGUCUGAGAAUGGCCCAGUCCAUGGGAGCAACAAGGGUCGAUGCAUAUGUUGACUCUUUACUAGUCAAUAACCAUGUGAAUGAGACUUAUGAAGCCAAAGAUGAGACGAUGGUAAAGUACUUGGCUAAAACCAAGGAACUCAUAGCUUCUUUUGAUAACGUUACACUUAAUCACGUCCAUCAAGGAAAGAAUCAAAUAGCUGACGCCCUGAGCAAGCUAGCUACUUCUGGCAUGGAAAAGCUAGUGAAGGUGGAAACGCUCCAGUCACCUUCCAUAGAGUCCCGAGAAGUAUCCGCCAUCACAACGGAAGAACCUUGCUGGUAUACUCCCAUCUUAAAAUUCCUUACAAAAGGGGAAUUACCCUCCGCUAGAGGCGAUGCCCAGAAGAUACAAACAAAGGCGUUACAAUAUGAGGUAAACAACGGCGUCCUAUACAGGAAGUCGUAUUUGGGACCACUAUCACGAUGUGUAUCCCCAUCGGAAGCUAAGUACUUGAUCCAAGAAAUACAUGCCGGUAUAUGUGGCAUUCACGCCGGACCCCGGGCAGUCAUUAUUAAAAUCCAAAACGCUGGGUACUACUGGCCCGGGAUGCAUGAAGUUGCGGUAGGCAAACUCAGAAAAUGCCGCAGCUGUCAAAAGUAUGAUCCACUGACACUCCGCCCUAAGAACAACUUGGUUCCCGUUACGGCAGCAUGGCCUUUUCAAAAAUGGGCGGUGGAUAUCGUGGGACCAUUCCCUCUGGCCCCAGGGAAACUAAAAUAUUUAAUCGUGGCAAUCGAUUAUUUCACCAAGUCGGUCGAAGCAAAACCAUUGGCUAAGAUAACUGCUGAAAAUGCCAAGAAAUUCCUAUGGGAACAUAUCGUCUGCCGAAUUGGACUGCCGCUAUAUCUUGUGAGCGACAAUGGAACAUAA
This is a messenger RNA of Helianthus annuus (common sunflower), 1725 nucleotides long. RefSeq lists its product as uncharacterized. The transcript has a single exon. The record is from RefSeq and is a predicted model, not a curated record. Gene Ontology annotation, molecular function: nucleic acid binding; RNA-DNA hybrid ribonuclease activity. Gene Ontology annotation, biological process: DNA integration. NCBI's taxonomy places the organism in Eukaryota, Viridiplantae, Streptophyta, Magnoliopsida, Asterales, Asteraceae. Bases 1 to 1725 code for a protein of 574 amino acids.